Solanum lycopersicum (tomato) is the source of this 1877-nucleotide messenger RNA. RefSeq names its product flavonoid 3'-monooxygenase CYP75B137-like. Gene Ontology annotation, molecular function: monooxygenase activity; oxidoreductase activity, acting on paired donors, with incorporation or reduction of molecular oxygen; iron ion binding. NCBI's taxonomy places the organism in Eukaryota, Viridiplantae, Streptophyta, Magnoliopsida, Solanales, Solanaceae. The record is from RefSeq and is a predicted model, not a curated record.
AAUGCCAAACAAAUUUUGCUCCUUUCCACGUUUCUUCUGAUACUAAACAAACUACUUUUUCCGUUUCAAUUAACAUCACGAGAUUCAAGGGGUGACUCUGCUUCGUUUUUAUCUAUUUAUAUUCAUCUCAUUCCUUCAGCAAAAUCAAAAAAAAAAAAACUUUUAGCUGUGCAAAAGCUUCAGAUGUCUCUCAAAUUCUUCAAACCCCUUUUUGAUUCUUUUCCAUGGCCCCUACAACAACUCAAUGUUGAGCAAAAGGGUGUGUUUUUCUCCUGUUUUCUUGGGUUCUUAGCUUUACUUUGGUGUUUCAUCAGAAACUCAAACAAGGGAUUGCCACCAGGGCCUGAAGCUUUGCCCUUGAUAGGUAAUCUCCAUUCUCUUGAUCCUGAACUUCACACCUAUUUUGCAUCUCUGUCCAAAACAUAUGGCCCCAUUUGUAGAAUCUGGCUUGGUAAAAAAAUUGGGAUUAUUAUUAGUUCGCCUGCUUUAGCUCGCGAGGUUCUUAAGGAUAAAGAUACUAUUUUUGCAAACAGAGAUGUGUCUGCUGCUGGAAGAGAAUUUUCAUAUGGUAUCAAUGACUUACUUUGGAGUCCUUAUGGACCGAAAUGGCGAAUGUUGAGGAAGCUUUGUGUUCGCGAUAUGCUUAGUUCUUCUAGUAUAGAUUCUGUUUAUGGACUAAGGAGAAGGGAGCUUAGACAAUCGAUCAAUUACUUGUAUAGUCAGAAGGGUUUACCAGUGAAUAUCGGUGAACAGAUGUUCUUGACUUUGCUUAAUGUGAUAACAAGUAUGUUAUGGGGUGGGACGAUGAAGGGUGAGGAAAGAGCUAGUCUUGGAGCUGAGUUUAGGAAUGUUGUAACUGAGAUAGUUGAUUUGGUCAGUAUUCCCAAUCUUUCCGAUUUUUACCCGGGCUUGACCUGGUUUGAUUUCCAGGGUGUUAUAAAGAAGAUGAAAGUGGUUCUAAAAAGAUUUGAUAAGCUAUUUGAAAGCAUGAUUGAUCAAAGACAAAAAUUGGACAGAAAUGGAGUUGGCCGAGAAAGCAAAAACUUUUUGCAAGUUCUGCUGAAGUUGAAAGAUGUAGCAGAUGCCAAAAUGCCUCUGACCAUGACUGAAAUCAAAGCCUUACUUAUGGAUAUGGUUGUCGCUGGAACUGACACAACCUCCAACGCGGUUGAGUUUGCCCUGGCUGAAAUUUUGAACAAACCAGACGUCCUGAGGAAAGUACAACAAGAAGUAGAUACAGUUGUGGGAAAAGAUAAUAUAGUAGAAGAGUCUCAUAUUCAACAGUUACCGUAUCUCUAUGCAGUGAUGAAAGAAGCGAUGCGCAUGCAUCCAGCCCUCCCACUCUUGGCUCCUCAUUCUCCUAGUGAGACAGUCACUGUUGGAGGAUAUACUGUUCCUAAAGGAUCUUGUAUUUUCGUAAAUGUAUGGGCUAUACACAGAGAUCCUUCUAUCUGGAAAAAUCCAACAGAGUUCCGUCCUGAGAGAUUUUUGGACAAUAAAUGGGAUUAUAGUGGUAAUGACUUCAACUAUUUCCCAUUUGGUUCUGGAAGAAGAAUGUGUGCGGGGACAGCCAUGGCAGAGAGGAUGUUCAUGUAUUCAUUGGCUUCGCUCAUCCAUUCUUUCGAUUGGAAAUUACCCGAAGGAGAGACGUUAGACCUUAAAGAGAAGUUUGGUAUUACUUUGAAGAAGAAAAUACCUCUGGUGGCUAUACCUACUCCAAGAUUAUGCAAUCCAACAUUGUAUGAGUAAGAUUUUAAAGAAAAAAAAAGUAUCAGUGUUAAGUGUUAUGUGCUAAUGUGUAAGUAUCAGUGUUAUGUGCUAAUGUCUUUCAAAGACUAAUAUUAAUGAGCAUUGAAUAAUUCUAAGUUUCCUACUUA